AUGCAAGAAAUCUCACUAGCUCCGAAGGUCCUUCUGGUUUCUGGGAGACGGAUCCUCGCUUGGACCAUUGUUGAAUCACUUUUGAAAAUGGGUAGGCAUUACACGGAUGCGUAUCAUUUAACUUUCACUCACGGCACGCCAAACUCCAUAACUUCAUCCUUCUCGACAGCUCAGAUCAUCAAAACUCAACGUCAGCUUUGUCUUCAGAAUGCUGAUAAGACUGGGUCUAGUUUGGUCGAUGUCCUAUCGAGGUUCCGAAAGACGCUCGCAACUGAUCCUCGCGACAAGGUCUUUGGAUUGUUGGGUUUGACCACUGAUGAUUUGGGAAUCAUUGCAGAUUAUUCCAUUGGCGUCCAGGCAGUCUUUGCAGACGUUGCCGCCAAGCUCAUCAACCAUGAUCAGAAUCUCGAUCUCAUUUGCCAAAGCCAGUGGCAUAACUUUGGCAGUUCAGAGCGUCGGCAGGAUCUUCCCAGUUGGAUACCAGACUUCACGUGGCGUGGGAAAGGCGAAUUCCUUUUUGCACAGAGAGGGAUUUUUCGUGCUGGUCGAGCAAACUGCACUGUCCCCAUUGAGGUUGAUGCGUCUGGAAACCUUUCACUGAACGGAUAUCUCAUCUCGUCCAUAUCCGUUGACAACGAUACUUUCGAGGUAUUGAAUCGCGAGUACCGCGGAAUAUGGGUAGGCCCGGCAGAGUACGAGACCAUGAUGGAUUUGUGGGCGAAGGCAGGUAUCGCUGACAAUGAGUAUUCUCCCACUGGAGAAAAUUCUUUCCAAGCAUUUUGGCGAACAAUUGCUGCAGACUGCCAGGGCCCUUCCGCAACACAACGUAUGGCUCGAUUAAGCGAUGAAGACAUCGCGAGUGAUCAAGCUGCACUUCAAGCAAUUCGAGAACGGGCAGAGCAACCUCGAAAUCCAUCACUCGAGGAUGAUAUUCUGUCUUACAUCGAUAUAUCAGAUCUGCGAUGCUAUCGAAUGACAUCUACAAUGCUGAUGGAUUGGCGGUUUUGUAUCACGGACUCGAAGCAUUUCUCCAUGAUACCUAUCAGCUCAGAGCCAGGAGAUGUACUAGUUGUCUUGGAUGGAGCCAAAGUCCCUAUUGUACUCCGACCUCUUCCGGAUGAGGUCACCCUGGAGAAGUUCCAAGUAGUUGGCGGGGCUUAUGUUCAUGGCUUGAUGGACGGAGAAGCAAACGCUGGGAGGUGGAAAGAGCGAGAAUUUUGUAUUUGCUAA
Messenger RNA from Cadophora gregata, 1230 nucleotides. RefSeq lists its product as uncharacterized. The transcript has a single exon. The record is from RefSeq and is a predicted model, not a curated record. The coding region runs from base 1 to 1230 and encodes 409 amino acids. NCBI's taxonomy places the organism in Eukaryota, Fungi, Ascomycota, Leotiomycetes, Helotiales, Ploettnerulaceae.